Messenger RNA from Alexandromys fortis (reed vole), 1678 nucleotides. It is a transcript of the gene Map2k2, whose product is annotated as mitogen-activated protein kinase kinase 2. The record is from RefSeq and is a predicted model, not a curated record. Bases 191 to 1543 code for a protein of 450 amino acids. The transcript is spliced from 12 exons. NCBI's taxonomy places the organism in Eukaryota, Metazoa, Chordata, Mammalia, Rodentia, Cricetidae. Gene Ontology annotation, molecular function: ATP binding; protein kinase activity. Gene Ontology annotation, biological process: protein phosphorylation.
GCUCCUCGGCCUCCUGGCUGCGGUGCAGCGUCAGCUUCGCUCGGCCUCGGCGGCGGUCCACUCACCUCGGCUCCCCGAGCUCGGCCGCCCUCCGCCGCCCGCCCGCCUGCCUAGGCCGCAGCCCCUGGCUCGCGUCGCGCCGCCCCCUAUGGGCCCCGGCUGAGGCGCCGCCGCCGGCCGCGGAGCCCUGAUGCUGGCCCGGAGGAAGCCGGUCCUACCGGCGCUCACCAUCAACCCCGCCAUCGCGGAGGGCCCGUCCCCCACCAGCGAGGGUGCCUCCGAGGCAAACCUGGUGGACCUGCAGAAGAAGCUGGAAGAGCUGGACCUGGAUGAGCAGCAGAGGAAGCGGCUGGAGGCCUUCCUGACCCAGAAGGCCAAGGUUGGCGAACUUAAGGACGACGACUUUGAGAGGAUCUCAGAGCUGGGUGCUGGCAAUGGCGGCGUGGUCACUAAGGCCCAGCACAGGCCAUCAGGCCUCAUCAUGGCCAGAAAGCACACAGCCUCUGCCUCACAGAGCACCAUUCCAGCACAAGGAGGCUGGUUCAGGAGCAUGCUGGGCCCCAGGGCUUCGGCUGCAGGAUUCCAGCCAGCUGAAGAGGAACUGGCCUGCCUGCCGGGAGGGAGGCCCAUGAGGUGUGGAAAGCUGAUCCACCUGGAGAUCAAGCCAGCUGUCCGCAACCAGAUCAUCCGGGAGCUGCAGGUGCUGCACGAGUGCAACUCACCCUACAUUGUGGGCUUCUACGGGGCCUUCUACAGUGACGGCGAGAUCAGCAUCUGCAUGGAGCACAUGGAUGGUGGCUCGCUGGAUCAGGUUCUGAAGGAGGCCAAGCGGAUCCCUGAGGACAUCUUGGGGAAGGUCAGCAUUGCGGUGCUCCGGGGCCUGGCAUACCUGCGCGAGAAGCACCAGAUCAUGCACAGAGACGUGAAGCCCUCCAACAUUCUGGUGAACUCUCGAGGCGAGAUCAAGUUGUGCGACUUCGGGGUGAGCGGCCAGCUGAUUGACUCCAUGGCCAACUCAUUUGUGGGGACGCGCUCCUACAUGUCUCCAGAGCGGCUGCAGGGCACGCAUUACUCUGUGCAGUCAGACAUCUGGAGCAUGGGACUGUCGCUGGUGGAGCUGGCCAUCGGAAGGUACCCCAUUCCCCCACCCGAUGCCAAGGAAUUAGAGGCCAGCUUUGGCCGGCCUGUGGUCGAUGGCGCAGAUGGAGAGCCCCAUAGUGUCUCACCGCGGCCCAGGCCACCCGGACGCCCCAUCAGCGGUCAUGGGAUGGACAGCCGACCUGCCAUGGCCAUCUUUGAACUGCUGGACUACAUUGUGAACGAGCCGCCUCCCAAACUGCCCAGCGGUGUGUUCAGCUCGGACUUCCAGGAGUUUGUGAACAAAUGCCUCAUUAAGAACCCAGCGGAGCGGGCGGAUCUGAAGAUGCUGAUGAACCAUGCCUUCAUCAAGCGCUCGGAGGGGGAGGAGGUGGACUUCGCGGGCUGGCUGUGCCGAACCCUGCGGCUGAAGCAGCCUAGCACACCCACGCGCACCGCAGUGUGACCGCCAUUGCCCAGCAGCCUCUGUGCCCUUGUCCCUGUCAGCACAGUGGCCGCCUCUGGGGACAGUGAAGCUGUGUGUUGUGCAGGGGACCUGCUUCCUGCGUGUGAAAACCAAACAAAUGGAGAGAGAAAGCUG